GCAGAUAACCAAAAUUUCAAUCAACAUUAUUUUAAUAUUUUUCAAGAUUCUCCAGAUAAAUAAUAUCCAUAAUAUAAAAAAUAUGGCUGUAGUGCAAAUAAAGUUAAAAUUUAUUGCUUAGGAUCCAGUGGUAUUUUUGUUAUAAUCAAAGUGUAUUAUGGAAAGAACUUUAACAAAAUUCGCUGUAUAUACCCGAAUUUGUGUGAUAAUACUGCAGUAUUUUAGUAAUAUUUUAAUUCCUGAUCACGUAGCUGACGCCUUCGUUUAUCCACAGGCCAGUAAUAUUAGUUAUAAUGUUAUUGACAGUGUUGUGCGCCACACCUUAAGAGGUUUUGUGAGAUGGGACGCUCAGUAUUUCAUGCACAUAGCAACAUAUGGAUAUACGUUUGAAAAUACUCUCGCCUUUUUUCCACUUUAUCCUCUACUGUCCAGACUGUGCGCUUUAGUGGUUUGCUCAGUUUUUCCUUGGAUGAGCCUAGACUCUGUUCUGCUGUUAGUGUUUAUAGGACUAAAUAUUAUUUUGUUUGUUCUUUCUGCUAAGGCACUUUUCAAAUUGACUACAAUUUUUUCGAAUAAGACAGUAGCUUAUAAAAGCACAUUACUUUUUUGUAUCAAUCCCGCGUCAAUAUUUUUUAGUGCGCCGUACUCCGAAUGCCUGUUCUACUAUUUAACAUUGCAGACCGUACUAAAUUCUAUAGUACUAUAUAAAACAUAUUCUAAGGUGAAAUUCAAGGUAGAUUAUCGUCAUAUUUUGUAUAUAUUACCUAUAGGCUUGAGCGCAGUGGUAAGAUCUAAUGGUAUACUAAAUAUAGGUUUUCUUGUUUACGCUUACAUUUGUAUAUGCAUUAAACAUUGGCCAAGAAACAAUUUUAUUAGAAGAAUAAUUUUUAUAACAAAAGCAAUGUUUAUUAUUUCAUUAUUGACAAUAAUUUGCUUACUUCCAUAUUCUGUUUAUCAAGUUUAUUGUUACUACAUGUUCUGUAGAAAUUUUGAUAUAGAACUUCCUUCGAAUAUAGUCGUUUCUGCUCGAAGAAAUGAUUAUGUUUUACCCGGACAGUUUUCUAAGUAUAAUCAAUCCUGGUGCUACGACAGAAUACCUCAUGCAUACUCCUAUGUGCAAAAUCAUUACUGGAAAGUGGGAUUUUUAAAGUACUACGAGUUAAAACAGCUGCCAAACUUUUUACUUGCUGCUCCAGUUUUAAUCAUUCUGAUAAAAAUGUCAUGUCAACAUAUUAUACACAAUGCGAGCAAAAAUGUUAUCCAUAUUUUUAGUUUUGAUAAGUUAUUUAAUAAGAAAAAAGAGGUGGAUAUAAAAUGUAAUCCAAUUCUGAAUGUUUUUGUAAUUCAUAUGAUGUUUUUAUUAUUAUUUUGUAUCUCAUUUGUACAUAUUCAAGUAUCAACAAGAAUGUUAUGUUCAGCUUCCCCCUUGUUCUACUGGUAUUGUGCUAGUUUCUUCAAAGACACAACUUUAGGUAGCUUUAGUGAUGCAUUUUCCAGAAAAAUUUCAUUAGGAGAGUAUAUUAUUAUAGUAUAUUUUUUAAGUUAUUUUUUUGUUGGAACUGUAAUGUUUUGUAACUUUUUACCUUGGACAUAA
This is a messenger RNA of Anoplophora glabripennis (Asian longhorned beetle), 1594 nucleotides long. RefSeq names its product GPI mannosyltransferase 2 (gene PIG-V). Gene Ontology annotation, cellular component: endoplasmic reticulum membrane; mannosyltransferase complex. The transcript has a single exon. The coding region runs from base 158 to 1594 and encodes 478 amino acids. Lineage: Eukaryota; Metazoa; Arthropoda; Insecta; Coleoptera; Cerambycidae. The record is from RefSeq and is a predicted model, not a curated record. Gene Ontology annotation, biological process: GPI anchor biosynthetic process. Gene Ontology annotation, molecular function: alpha-1,6-mannosyltransferase activity; GPI mannosyltransferase activity.